This is a messenger RNA of Penicillium cosmopolitanum, 1500 nucleotides long. Its product is annotated as aldehyde dehydrogenase domain-containing protein. Gene Ontology annotation, molecular function: oxidoreductase activity, acting on the aldehyde or oxo group of donors, NAD or NADP as acceptor. The transcript is spliced from 3 exons. The record is from RefSeq and is a predicted model, not a curated record. Bases 1 to 1500 code for a protein of 499 amino acids. Lineage: Eukaryota; Fungi; Ascomycota; Eurotiomycetes; Eurotiales; Aspergillaceae.
AUGUCAGACCUCUUCGUGGACAUUGUUACGCCAAAUGGCCAUAAAUAUCAACAGCCGACCGGACUUUUUAUCAAUAAUGAGUUUGUGAAGGGAUCGAAGGGGAAACCAUCUCAUCAUUGGACCCAGCAGAAAGAAAUUGCUUCCGUACACGCAGCGAGUGCUGAGGAUGUUGACCGAGCCGUUCGAGCAGCUCGGGCUGCAUUCAAAGCACCUACCUGGAAGAAGCUGUCUGCGACCGAUCGUGGUAGACUGCUGGUGCGUCUUUCGGAGUUGAUCGAAGAAAGAAAAGAGCUAUUUGCUAGCAUCGACGCAUGGGACAAUGGGAAAACAUACGAGCUUGCUAUGGAAGAUGACCUCCCCGAUUCGAUUGGUACAUUUCGAUACUUCGGUGGUUGGGCCGACAAGAGCUUCGGCCAAACUAUCGAGACCUCUCCCGAAAAGUUCGCCUAUACCCUUCGUCAACCAUACGGCGUGAUCGGUCAAAUCAUUCCAUGGAAUUUCCCUCUGGCAAUGGCUGCUUGGAAGCUUGGACCGGCCUUGGCUUGCGGAAAUACCGUAGUUAUCAAGGCGGCCGAGCAGACACCUCUGAGCAUCUUGGUCUUAGCUACACUCAUCAAAGAAGCCGGGUUCCCUCCUGGUGUUGUCAACAUCAUCAACGGCUAUGGCCAGGAGGCGGGCACUGCUCUCACUCAACACCCAUUGGUAGACAAAUUGGCUUUCACAGGAUCAACCACCACGGGUGCUCAAAUUAUGAAGGCCGCUGCUCCGGCUUUGAAGGAGGUACUCCUCGAAACAGGUGGAAAGUCACCACUGAUUGUUUUCGACGACGCGGACUUGGACCAAGCCGUCAAGUGGUCGCACAUUGGAAUUAUGGCCAACCAGGGACAGAUCUGCACAGCAACCUCGAGAAUCUUCGUUCAGCGCACUAUUUAUGACAAGUUCCUCGCUCUUUUCAAAGAGCGCGUUCGGACUGCUUCUGUUGUCGGUAGUCAAUGGGAGCCGACGACUUUCCAAGGCCCCCAGGUGACUCGUGCCCAAUACGACCAAGUGUUGCACUACAUUGGCCUUGGAAAGUCAGAGGGAGCAACCAUCGAAACGGGUGGAGAAGCAUACCCUACACCCGAUGGUAAAGGCUUUUUUGUGCAGCCAACCACAUUUUCCAAUGUUAAGCCAUCGAUGAAGAUCUAUCGUGACGAAAUCUUCGGCCCGGUUGGCUGCUUGCUGCCGUUUGAUACGGAAGAAGAUGCGAUUGAAUAUGCCAAUGAUACUCUGUACGGCUUGGGGGCCGCUGUGUUCACCCAGAAUCUGCGGCGCGGACACCGGGUCGCUGCUGAAAUUGAAGCAGGAACCGUUUGGCUGAACAGCAGCCAGGACAGUGAUCACCGUGUUCCGUUUGGUGGAUAUAAGUCCAGCGGUGUGGGCCGGGAGUUGGGUCCCGCUGGUUUAGAGGCUUAUACCCAGAUCAAGGCUGUCCAUGUUAACAUGGGAAAUGAUCUUUGA